Molecule: messenger RNA, 1327 nt
Organism: Eucalyptus grandis
Lineage: Eukaryota; Viridiplantae; Streptophyta; Magnoliopsida; Myrtales; Myrtaceae
Product: probable carboxylesterase 15
Exons: 2
Coding region: 68-1042 (324 amino acids)
Molecular function (GO): hydrolase activity
Source: RefSeq, a predicted model, not a curated record
CCCCCCACCACCAUACACCACCACCACCACCACCACCACCACCGUUGACACAGAGAGAGAGAGAGAGAUGGGUUCGCUUCCUCACGUUGUGGAAGAUUGCAUGGGCGUCCUCCAGGUCUUUAGCGACGGCUCCAUCUUCCGGGCCGACGAGAUCGACUUCCGGAACAUCUUUGUCGUCGAGAACAAGUCCAUUGUCCACAAGGACUACCUCUACGACAAGGAGCACGGCCUCUCCCUCCGCCUUUACCGACCCGCCUCCCCACCACCGCCGUCUGGUAAGCUCCCUAUCGUUUACUACCUCCAUGGCGGGGGGUUCUGCGUCGGGUCACGCCUGUGGCCCAACUGCCACAACUGCUGCACCCGCCUCGCGUCCGGCCUCGGGGCCCUGGUGAUCUCCCCAGACUACCGCCUCGCUCCUGAGCACCGGCUCCCGGCCCCCAUAGACGAUGCGCACAGUGCGCUGAAGUGGCUCCAGAGCAAGGCCAAGAGCGAGGACGUCGACGGGUGGCUGGAUCCCAAGGCGGCGGACUUUGGCCGGGUUUACAUAGUAGGGGACUCGUCCGGGGGGAACAUCGCACACCACCUGGCGGUCGACCUAGGGUUCCGCUCGCCGAAGCUGGCCCCAGUCCGGGUGCAAGGCUACGUGCUGCUUGCGCCCUUCUUCGGCGGGGUCGCCAGGACCAAGUCGGAAGAGGGACCAUGCGAAGGCCUGCUCAAUCUAGAGAUACUCGACAGGUUUUGGAGGCUAUCGGUGCCAAGUGGAGGAGACAGAGACCACCCAUUGGCCAACCCGUUUGGACCAUUAAGCCCUAGCCUGGAGGCGGCGGCCCUCGACCCCAUCUUGGUCAUGGUUGGUGGGAAUGAGAUGCUGAAAGAUAGAGUCCAGGACUACGCAGAGAGGCUCAAAGGGAUGGGGAAGAACGUGAAGUAUGUGGAGUACGAGGGAAAGCAACAUGGGUUCUUCACGAACGAUGCAUACUCGGAUGCUGGGAAUCAAGUCAUACAGGAAAUCAGAGAAUUCAUGCUCGAGAGCUCUAAAUAAUCGAUUAGGAGAGAAUAAUCAAUGAUGCUCAUAUUGAGAUUUGCAAAGAAAAGUGUGUGCAAUAUUAGGUAGAGGCUGUGGCCUGUAAUGUAGUCAUUUCGCCUCUAUGUUGGAGGGGUUUUUGCUUUUUCCUUUUCACUUGUCUCUUUGCAAGUUUUUCUUGCGGUUUGUAUAAUAGUAUAGGUGAUGGGUUAUGGAAAAAUCUGGCAAUUAAAGGAUCUCACAAAUGUAAUGCCCUGUUAUGCGAUAUUAAUAUAAUGUAAAAGGUGAGAAUUGUGAUGUAAA